Molecule: messenger RNA, 609 nt
Organism: Sinocyclocheilus grahami
Lineage: Eukaryota; Metazoa; Chordata; Actinopteri; Cypriniformes; Cyprinidae
Product: fucolectin-1-like
Exons: 4
Source: RefSeq, a predicted model, not a curated record
GUAAUUUGGCAACAGGAAGAACCAUCACACAGUCAUCAACCAUUGGCACCUGGCUUGGUCAACAAGCUAUUGAUUUCAAUCCAGGUUUCAUACAACCAUCGUCAUCGUGUUCCUCAACCACUGCUCAAACUAACCCAUGGUGGAGGGUGGAUCUGCGUUAUAUUUACAGAGUACGUAGAGUUGUCAUCACAAACAGACUAGACUGCUGUCCAGAACAAAUAGACGGAGCAGAGAUUCGCAUCAGAAACUCUUUGGAGAACAACGGCAACAACAAUCCCAUAUGUGCUGUGAUUUCUAGCAUUCCAGCUGAUGUUUCCUCCACCUACACAUGUAACAAUAUGGAUGGUCGAUAUGUGAGUCUGUUCAUUCCUGGAGAUUCAAGGAUUCUUACUCUGUGUGAGGUGGAGGUCUAUGGAGAAGGUCCUGUACUGAAGAAAACCUUUGUGAAGAUGAAUCUGAAAUCCAGUUUGAGUCUGUCUGAACCUGAAAUGAGAGUCCAGCUCCUGUCACAGCUUCAGCCUGCUUUGGUGGAACGAGGGUUUUCUGACGUGAUGCUGCAGUGGUCUCAACCACCCAAAAAGGAAGUGAUGCAGAAGGAAGCUGUGCCAA